Molecule: messenger RNA, 8362 nt
Organism: Varroa destructor (honeybee mite)
Lineage: Eukaryota; Metazoa; Arthropoda; Arachnida; Mesostigmata; Varroidae
Product: low-density lipoprotein receptor-related protein 5-like
Molecular function (GO): protein binding
Source: RefSeq, a predicted model, not a curated record
GCGGCGGGCAGGUAGGCAAGCAGGUUAACUAACUCGCUAUCUAAGUAAGUGGAUAGGGGGCUUUCCAUGCACUAGCGGUACGAGGCCGAUGGCUGUCUGCUUCGAAAGUGGUUCGCUAGGUGGCUUGUCUGCGUUUGUCGCGUUGUCGUCGCUGCUGGUUUUGCGUAUCUGUGCGUAUGUAUGUGUGUGUAGCCGAUCUGCAGCGUGUGCAUGUUGUUGUUGCUGCUGCUGCUACAGGCUCGUCGUAAAGCGAUGGGUGCGAGCAGUAGCAGCGCCGCAUAGCAGAUCCUCCGCAGCGAGCACCAAGCGUUUCUGUGUUGUUUCGUUCGACAUCCUAAGCCCCAGUGGAUCAAAUACAGUGUGUAACUAUAUUAUGACAACAAUAAUAAUAAAGUAACGUUAUCGCCAGUGUCGAAUGGAUGGAAGAUGGUGCGCAUAGUAGUUACGCGAGGUGUAAGCAAGGGAACACAGGGUGGAACACUCGGCGUUGCUGAAGACGCUAUGAAGAAUGUCGAUUUUGGUAAUAUCCAGCAGCGGUGAAACAGCAGUGGCCUGCAAUCGGAAAACCUGAAGAAAAAAAUACCUUGCGAAUGAAUUUUGUUCGAUGUUGCCUUGCGUGGCUCAGUCGCGUGAGUGGGGACAAAUGUCAGAAGGAACAAGGUUGAUACGAGCGAAGUCUUGUGCGUAGUGAAUCUUCUCCGGCACCGAUCAUGUGGAUACGACGGGUCGAGACCGGGGGAGCUUGUCAUGGACCAUUUGUUUGCAUGUCCCUGCUGGCAGUGUUAGCUUUAUCCUUAUGGAUUAUUUUGGUGGAAGCAGUUGGAGCAGGGGGUAGUAGUGUAAGCACUGGGAAUAAUGGCAACUUUAACAAUGAAGUACGACUUAUGCUAAUAGCUAACCGAAAGGAUAUUCGAGCUCUCGAAGUAGAACGAAACAUUUCGAAGGUGGUUGUGGACAAAACCAACGAAGCUGUCGCCCUGUCGUUUGUCUACUCAGCAGGUACGCUGUUUUGGACAGAUGUAGAGCACCACAGGAUCAUGCGAGCUCCGAUGCCUGCGGCUAUAAGCAGUUCUUCGGUCCUUGGGGCAUUCACCCCUACUCAGCCGAAUGCUCAUCAAGUUGUCAUCAACAAUUUCGGACAGGUCGACGGAUUGGCUUGUGACUGGGUCACGUUAAAAAUUUACUGGACAGACUCGAAGCUGCGCCGCAUCGAAGUGGCCGAACUUGACGGAAAACAUCGAAAGGUUCUUUACUGGACAGACAUCGAGCUACCACGUUCCAUCGCGGUGGUGCCUAGUCACGGUUUUGUUUUUUGGACCGACUGGGGUGAAAAGGCCAAGAUCGAACGAGCUUCAAUGGAUGGAUAUUCAAGCGACAGGAAAAUAAUUGUGCGCACAAAUGAUCUCGGUUGGCCCAAUGGAAUCACCGUCGACCUUGAAGAAUCUCGCGUGUUUUAUAGCGACGCGAAAGUGUCUCAAGUCUACUCCAUGAACUUUGACGGCGGUGAUCGACGAGUUGUACAAAAAUAUGAUGGGCAUCCCUAUGCAAUUGUAGUCAUGGGACCAAACGUUUACUGGACAGAUUGGCAAAAUAACUCAAUAUAUACUACGCUCAAGACAGGUCAAAGCAAAAUACGAAAAGCAUGGCCAGAUCUGCAUUUGUCUGUGCUGGAUAUAAAAUUUUACGCAUCUAGCCAACAACCUAUAAACGGAACUUCGCCAUGUAGAGAAAAUAACGGAGGUUGUUCACAUCUCUGCCUUUUAACAUCGCGAUCUUCAACGAAACGCACUUGUGCAUGUCCUACGGGCGUUCGCCUUCGUAACGAUAAGAGGAACUGUGAGAACGGCGCGGGAAAUAUGUUAUUUAUUGCACGUAAGGUGGAAAUCCAAGGCAUUUCACUCGACACGUCAGAUCAUACCCGAGUGUCGUUACCGCUUCGUGGAGUGAAGCAUGCCGUCUCAGUAGAGUUCGAUCGGAAGGAAGGUUUCUUGUAUUGGGCCGAUGACAUAACGAAAAGUAUUAACCGUGCAAAGCUUGACGGAACUCAACAGCAGAGUAUUAUUAAUAAAGACCUCUUCGUACCGGAUGGAAUCGCAUUAGAUUCCGUAGCGAGGAAUAUAUACUUCGUGGAUUCGGAAGCACGCCGCAUUCAAGUCGCUCUACUCAAUGGAAAAUAUCGGAGGACAAUAAUCUCCGAAGGACUAAUAAAGCCUCGGGCCAUUGCUGUGGAUUCUGGUGGCGGAAAAAUUUACUGGACCGAUUGGGGUAUAGGCAGGGUCGAACGAAGUUACGUUGACGGCAACCAACGUGAGACUUUAAUAGACACUGAAGUUGCAUGGCCGAAUGGGUUAACACUUGAUUGCGUACACGAAAAGAUGUAUUGGGGCGAUGCCAAAUAUCAUCGUGUGGAAGAAGCUAAUAUGAACGGAUCUGCGAGGAGGAUUCUACAAAAAGAUGUGCCGCACAUGUUUGGACUAACGCUGCACCAAGGCAGCCUCUACUGGAGCGAGUGGCAGCUUGGUGUCCUUGAGCGGUUUGACAUCGCUGAGGGCAAACGCGAAGUGGUAUUGUCCAAUAUCCAAGAUAUGAUGAUGCUUUGGGCGGGAGGAAUCCGAAGUGAAGUCGAUGAGAAGAACGCUGAAGCUGAUGAUUCUGAGGGCAAUCCUUGCCACGGCGGAGGGGGCUGUUCACAUUUGUGCUUGAACACGCCUGCAGGUAAGGUGUGUGCGUGUCCAGACAACAUGACGUCGACUGAGGACGGAAAAAGCUGUGUUGUGGAUCGACCCAUUUUGUUGGUAGCAUCGCGUGAUGGUAGACUAACUCAAGCACAGCUAAUGUCCAACAGCAGUCUUCGCACAGCGACUUCGGACACAAUUAGUCAGGUUCAAGCUGUGGGACCGAUCGACUAUUACUGGGCUGAAGGUAGCGUGUUCUUCGUAGACUCAAUUGAGCAGAGCAUUUGUCGGACAUACCUCGAGCGGCCCAGCCGAGUUGAAGCUGUGGUUAAAAACGGGCUUGAAAAUGUGGUUGGUUUGGCCGUUGAUUGGUUAACUGGAAACCUUUACUGGACGGACAACGAUUCGAACAGAUUAGAAAUGAGCAGACUCAAUGGAGCUUAUCGCAAGGUCUUGUUGUGGAAGGAUAUGAAGCCUGCAGCACUAGUUGUAGAUCCGUUAGGUAAACAGCUGUACUGGGUAGAUAGUUUUGGAGAGCACCCUCGUAUUGAUCGGUGUCGUCUCGAUGGUUCCAAAAGGACCAAGCUGGUUGAUACAAAGUCAGUGGCAAGAUCGCUUAGCCUCGACCCCGUUGAUAAAAAAAUCUAUUGGAGCGAUGGCGAGAGCAUCGAAAGUGCCGAACUCAGUGGCAAAUCGAGACGAGCGGUUCUCUGGAGCGCUAAGUUUAGGGCUAAUCGUUUGGCCGUACAUGGUGGGACUGUCCUCCUUACAGAUGGCAGUACCGAUGUUGUAUCUGCACCUGUUGGCCGUCCAGACUUGGCUGUCAAAGUAUGGUCAGAGCAUGAAGGCAAGACCAUCGCCGACCUAAAGAUUAUGCAUCGGCCGUCGCAACUCGGUUGGAAUCAUUGCGCAAUGUCGAACGGUAACUGUGGGUCCUUGUGCCUAGCUGCACCUUCAAAGGAUAAACCAUACUAUUGUUCAUGUCCCACUCAUUAUUUCCUCAGCGACUCCGAACCAAAUGUCGGAUCAUGCGUUCUCCCCCAAAGUGUCCUCCUAUUCGCGCAGAAAAACUCAAUUAGUCGGAUUUUACUUGACGAGGAUAGCCCGGAUAUCGUACUACCAAUUGAAGCGCGAAAUGUUCGCUCUCUCCAUUUUGACAUCUACUCGGGCUACAUUUUCUGGCUUGACAGCAGGAGAGAAGAGAUCUUUCGUUCAAGAGAUGAUGGCGGAAAUUCUGGAUCGGCCUUCAAGCCGACAAACAAUGGUUCACAUUUAGAGAGCUUUGCGAUGGACCCCCUAACUGGCCAAUUAUUUUGGGUGUGCAGUUAUCGGAACACAAUUAAUAUAGCAAGGCUAAUGCCGCAGGGAAACUUCAAGCAAGUCGGCGUAAUUGUAGCUCUCGAGAAACCCCGACUGCCUGCAGUACACCCGCAAAAAUCGCUGCUGGUUUUCGUCAACCAAAACAACAACGGUGUCUCUGUCAUGAGCUGCUCAUUCGACGGGACCAGUUUGAAGAAGAUCUUUGAAGGAGAUAAACAGAUGCCAUCGGAUCUCGUUGUAGAUACAAUCGAUAACCUUGUAUUUUGGUCGAAUCCGGAGACCAAAACCAUUUAUAGCAUGGCAUUGGAUGGCACGUUCCAUAACACUGUGGUUACUAAAGUGGAUGCAUACGCGCUUUCUAUUUACGAUACUAAACUUAUUGUGAUGUCUCGUGCCGGUCAAGAAAUUUCGAUUUAUGACAAGAAGUCCGGCCAAAAGCAGCCUGAUUUCAUAACUCGACGGUCGCAUCUGACAGAUGUCUACACACCGCCAUUAGACCUACCGCAGUCAAAGCCGCAUGAAUGUCCUUGUUCACAUGUAUGUCUAGCGCAUGGCGAAAGCGACGUCAAAUUUGCCUGUACCUGCCCGACGCAGUACGCCGAAGGUUCGUGCGAUGUAGCUCAGUGUGGCUCUCACGAAUGGACUUGUCAUAGUGGUGGAAAACGGUGCAUCCCGUUGGAGGAUCGCUGCGAUAUCAAGAAGGACUGCCUCGAUGAAAGCGAUGAGCUAGAUUGCUGUACCGAAGUUGAUCAUUUUAAAUGUUCUUCCGCAGCUGACAAGUGCAUACCCUCAAAACGGGUCUGCGAUGGACACCGGGAUUGUCCGGACGGUUCGGAUGAAAUCGAUUGCGAACCGCAAGAUUGUAAAACUGAUGGAGGUGGUACGGGUCAGGGUAGUCUUGAGAAUUCCGGAUCAUGCUGCCCGGGCGGCUUCCGAUGUCAGAAGGCGACCGGUCGUCACGUCUGUAUUCGACCAGAUAAAAUGUGCGAUGAUAUUGACGAUUGCGCCGAUCGGACCGACGAGCUCUCAUGCUGUGGGACACGACACUUUCAGUGUCAUAGUGGCUCUCAGAACUGCAUAGACGCUUCGAAGAUUUGCGAUGGAUCUCAGGACUGUUUGGAUGGAUCGGAUGAAUUCUCUUGCUGUAACAAUACCUGUAAAGCCGGCUACUUGCUUAGCCAGCCCAAUGAAAUUCUAACUUCUACAAGUGAUCCGGCAGGGCUCCACUGGCCAAUUAUUUUCAUAGGCAUAAUCGCUGUGGUGGUCAUUCUCAUUGUGUUAACCCUGUGCGGUAAGAGGGACACGAAAACCCCACAAGAUAUGCCGCUUCAUUAUCAUGUUCACCCACCAGGUCUUAGCCUGCCAUCAGUAACCGGUCACACUAUCAUGACCGGGCCUUCAAUUGCUUCGUCAGCCACUUCGUCGGACCAGAAGACGUCUAUGUACCGUUACGACCCACCACCAUCUCCGGCUACAGUCCAAUCAUACGAGUCAUCGUUCUAUCACAAAGCGACAGCUCGGCGCUCUGUCCCAUCGUCGACGUGUUCGUCAAGCCAGUUUGGGGGUUAUGUUGGCUCAGAUGCAUCGUUUCUUGGCGGAGCGAUGCCCGCCCGGCGGGGACGCAAUCGAGGCAGAAGUCGCUUUGCAACAACGUCGUCACGUGGUCAAAGACCAAACACCCCCUGCUCAACAGAUGCAUGCGAAGAUUCCGACGCAGCAUUGUAUCAGUAUAACAACUAUAACGUUGGAAUCGGUGUAGAAGGCUAUGUGCCUCCCCCAGCAAGCCCUGAAGGAAGCCUUCUAUACAGCGACAUCACGUCAAAUGGCCACACUGAAUCGAGAUUCGUCUGACAGUAGUAGUAGUGCUAAUAAUAGUGUUAAUGAGAAAUAGACAAUUUUGCUCGAAUAUAAACUGGGAAGAAAACGUGAUCGAGUUUCGUGUUUCCAAUAAAACACGCUAAAAAUACUGGUAGGAUUAAAAAGGACAGUGCGAUUGACUGUCAUGUACUUUCUACAACGAUUCUGGAGCAUACCGUCUAGUGAGUGAAUGAUAUAUAUAUAUAUAUAUAUAUAUAUAUAUAUAUACAUCCUGUAAAUAGUUGCCCCUACAAAGCUGAAGGGUGUUGUACAUUAAUGAAUAUAGAAUACAUAUAUACACCGUUCAAAACUAAAUGCCAUAUAUACACAUGGAUUAUAUAGCUAGUAAUUAAGUUCUCUCGGCACACCUGUUUAAGUGACAGCGGGCGUAGCAUGCUUGUUCAGGGACAUUGUAUGAUAGAUGGUAGCAACAAAUAUAAAAAGGUCAACUUAUUUAAAAAAGGCUCUAGGAGUAAACACCUAAUUUAGUAGGUUCCUUUGAAGAUCCGUUCUUUUUCAGAAAUAGUUAUCAACGUAUAAAAAAAGCCAUCCUCGGAAAGUUUUUUUUAGUGGCUCCUUCCUUCAAAACGUUUAAUCACCUAAUAUGGAACACUACUUUGCUUUCAAUCUUUUAUGUUAGUUCAUUUGAUCAAAAUACACGAAUUCCUGAUUCAUGUGUCCAGAUAGUGGUUGCCAUAAGAACAAUGGUAACUCAUAUAUAAGAUAUUUUCAUUCGUUUAGCUGGCCGAUAUUAUGCGCCAAGUGACUAUUUUUAUAGAGCUCUGUAUUAUCCAAGAAAUACGAACAUACAUAUUUUGAUGAUGUAGUCAAAAGAUCAUCACGUUUCACAAAGAUUGCCGUAAACACUUGCGACAUUUACUGUAAUAUUUACGCUGCAUCAUGCCUACUCCGGGUAUAAUACCUAUCCUAUAGAGUGCGAGAUAGCCAUUUGUGCCGCCAGAGUGCUAAUAUUUGUUAUUCUAUCAAAUAUAUGUAGUAGCGUCAUUAGUAGCCUUUGUUCGUCCGUCAAUCUGUCAAUAGAGCCCAUUUUCUAGGCCGACUGGUUCACUCAACUUUGUCCCAAAUAUUAUUUCUAGUUUUACGCCUGGCAUCUUCGUAAGGCAGUCUAUCAGACGGCUAGCUCCCAGCACGAAACGAAGUGCGUUUGUGUCCGAAUUCGAAGCUGCACUAUCACGUGUCCAUAGAACUAAAAAUCAAAUACGACACCCACUAAACUAUUACAGGGACGGAUCGUUGAGACCAAUCUACUUUUCCCUUCGGGCGAUAUCAGUACACUGUACAUGGCGUUUAAAUGAAAUGCAAAAUUAACUUUCUAUUCUACCUGGCAGGGAAAUACGCAAAAGGUAGUUGAUACUUAGGCAUCUCGCAAAUAAAAUCAUUAAAGGCAGUUUACAGUAACUAUUUGUCAUCCGUUAGCGCUACUUACAAUGAACUAAAAAAAAACGUGCUGAUCCAAGGCUACCAACAAAUGUCUCGGACAUCUUCAAAGAAUCAAUAUAAUAGCUACUCUUAUUUGUAAAAAUGAAAUAGUGAGAUGCUAAGAAUUUGUUUUCGUUACUAGCAUUAUAUGUAAAAACUGUACAGCUAAAAUGUGCGAAUUGAGAAGGAGAUUAAUGAAUUGAAGUUACGGGCUUACCACAAAAAAAACCAUGCGUCGGUUUUGCUCAACAAGCCCUUCUACCGCUGCUACUACUCACUACUUGCGUUCUUGUAAUCUCUGUAGAACGAUUUUAAAUUUAGAAUCUGUUAUUCUAAACUUAAAGUUGACACUAUUACACAAGUGUUAAAUAUUACGGCCUAAGGCUGGGUCAAGCAUAGUACGGAGCGCAGCGUGGCGAAGGCAGCCUUAGCAUUGCUCUUAUAUAUAUUUCGAAGGAGAUCGGAAACAGACUGCGUAAAGAUAGAUAGUUUUACUACUUGUUCAGAUCACGGGAAUUUGACGGGCUUGCACAGACAAAAAUUUAUUGAACGUUUUAUCGAAUGGUUGGAAGAAUUGCGGUGUAUAUGUGACGGCUUGUAUACUGCUAAGGAAAACCUUAGAAUCAGUCAUAAUUGUGCUCGAUCUCGGAACACUUCUUUGAUACCAAAUCGAGAACCUUUACAAUAAAGGGUGUCUUAAAAUAUUAAAAUGAAGGCAAUGUUGAUGAAAUACUGACGAAUAAUGAAUAAUGAAUAAAUUAAUUUUUAUAUUUAAUGCGAUAAUUUUUUUCGUUAUUAAAAGGAGCGGUCUUUUAGCUUUGAAAGCGUUAGUGUAUCAACUAUAUAAUCUAAUAUGCGUUUGCGCUGCAACAAUAUCUUAGGUACGUUUUACUACGAAAAACUUGACACAUUUAUAUUCCAUUACUUUGUUUUUAUGUUGUUACACAUACAUAAGCACCCUUCGGAAUGAUUUAAAUACCUGCCACGUGAAAAUCCUUAUAUGUUGAAAGCUCUAGUUUUCGGCCGUUGCCAGUCUAAAAUAAUUUCUUUUAUGUAGAAAACUUGUUUUA